This is a messenger RNA of Passer montanus (Eurasian tree sparrow), 5227 nucleotides long. It is a transcript of the gene GAS2L2, whose product is annotated as growth arrest specific 2 like 2. Bases 744 to 2966 code for a protein of 740 amino acids. Lineage: Eukaryota; Metazoa; Chordata; Aves; Passeriformes; Passeridae. Gene Ontology annotation, biological process: protein localization to microtubule plus-end; regulation of microtubule polymerization or depolymerization; microtubule bundle formation. Gene Ontology annotation, molecular function: actin filament binding; cytoskeletal adaptor activity; microtubule binding. The record is from RefSeq and is a predicted model, not a curated record. The transcript has 8 exons. Gene Ontology annotation, cellular component: cytoplasm; microtubule plus-end; actin filament.
GGGGAGCUGAACUCACACCCUGAGCCUUUCAAUCCACCCUCCGGGUGCCCUGGAUGGAAAUCCAGCUUCUCAAGGGUUCUUUUCUCCUGCUGGGCUCCCUGGCCGGGCACAUCAGACUCAGACUCCUCCAGCCUGCCACACAUUCCCCAAACAGAAUAGCUGGGAUUCCUGCAUUCCCUCCCCCAAAAUGACCCCGCUGGACACGGAGCUGCAGUGACAUCAGCAGCUGGCUCCAGGGACAGGACCGGUCCCCACCUCAGCCCACAGGGAGCCCCACAAAGCCCAGGAGAGGCUCUGUUUUGGCCCCAGGAAUGAACACUUCCCUGGUGGAUUUGUUUUUUGCAGAAGUACCUGGGUGCUGGGGCAGCUCUGCAAGGCCUGGCUUAGGGAGGGAGCAUCCCACAUUCCCAGGGGUGCCCACUCAUGUGCAGCUCUUUCCUUAAAGCCCCAACUCCUGCAGUCACUCCAUCCCUGCAGGAGCUUGGCUUUUCCCAAAGACCUCGCUGCCGUGGGCAGUGAGGGAAGGAGUUCGGAAAGGAGCAGAGAGCAGAGCAAGCCCAAAGCCAGUCCCUUGUCACCAAGGAGAAGCGAUCAGCACUUGGGAAGGAAACAAAACACCCUCUGCCCAGGAGGGAGAUUUCCUCUCCCCAGCAGCCCUGGGACCCCAGCAGGGCUCUGGGCACCCGCAGGACACUGCCACCACCCCUGUGGCAGGGAGCAGGUGGCACCAGUCUUAUGGCAGAAUGUGGGGGACAGCGGGCUCGGGGGCACGGAGCAUCCGUCCCUACCAGUCCAGCGGGCAGUACCUGUACGCCAUGAAGGAGGACCUGGCAGAGUGGCUGAAGGAGCUCUACGACCUUGACAUCGAGGUGGGCACCUUCCUGGAGGUGCUGGAGACGGGGGCUGUGCUGUGCUCCCACGCCAACCACGUCACCCAGGUGGCCGCGGAGUUCGCCCGUGCCUGCCCCGAGGUGGCCCAGCGCCUCCACCUGCCCACGGCCGGCGUCCCCUGCAACCUCUCAGCACAGCCAGGCACCUUCCAGGCCAGGGACAACGUCUCCAACUUCAUCCAGUGGUGCAGGAAGGAGAUGGAUAUCAAAGAUGUCCUGAUGUUCGAGACAGAGGACCUGGUGCUGAGGAAGAACGAGAAGAACUUCGUGCUGUGCCUGCUGGAGCUGGCACGCCACGCUUCCCGCUUCGGGAUGCGCGCCCCGACCCUGGUGCAGAUGGAGGAGGAGAUCGAGGAGGAGCUUCGGCAGGAGCUGGACCUGCCUCCCCCAGAGCCCGCCCUGCCCCGGGCCCCCAGGAGAGCACGGGGCCUCAACAACCUCGACCAGAUGGUGCAGCACCUGGUGAGCCGCUGUACCUGCCCUGUGCAGUUCCCCAUGGUCAAGAUCUCCGAAGGCAAAUACCGAGUGGGGGACUCUGACACCCUCAUCUUCGUCCGGAUCCUGCGGGAGCACGUCAUGGUGCGGGUCGGGGGCGGCUGGGACACGCUGGAGCACUACCUGGACAAGCACGACCCGUGUCGCUGCACCUCGCUCUCUCACAAGCAAGCCUGGAAAGCCCGGAGCCCGCAGCAGCAAGUGCAGCACGAGGUGCGGCUGUACCCGGGCGCCCGCCCCCAGCCCGCGCUGCUGGUCAGCCGCUCCCAGAGCCCCCUGCCCCCCGUCUCCUGGGGGGCCCGGUGCCCUGCCACCCCCUCAACAGAGGGCUCGGCUCGCCAGCCGGGUGCCAGCCCUCACCCGGAGCCCCGGAGGGUCCCUUCGUGCAGGAUGCGGGAGCCCCGCGCUGUCCCUGCGGGGAGGCAGCCGCCACCACCCCGCUCACCGGCCCGGUGCAGCUCCCCUGGGCACGGGCCGAGGGGCCGGGCAGCCCCCCCCUCCCGGCUGAGCCUCCCGAACGGCGCGGGGGCCCCCGGGGCACCGCAAGGGACCGGCCCGGGGGAUUCCCGGAGCCCGGCGGCACCGGCGCGGGGCAGGCCCGCAGCACCCGGCCCGCGGCCGGCACCGGCACCUCCGAGAAGCACCCAGCAAGGGGGAAAGUCAUCUGGGCUGGCUGCCCGGCCACUGGAAACGGGGACACCCAGCACAGCCACACCCCGCGCCCCCAGCCCCUUAAAGGCCCGUGCCCCCAGUCCCCUAAAGCUCUGCGCCCCCUCCUCGCACCGGGAUGCUCCGGGAGACUCCCAGAGCCUGGAGACCCCACGGGAAGGGCAGCAGGGAGCCCUUGGCCGGGGCCGACAGCCCUCACCCCGAAAUUCCUGCAGCCGACCCCCGAAACCGGACAGCAGCGUUAAACCCCCCCCCAAAGCCGGCCCGGCCGCCCCCCGGCCCCCCACCCCUCCGGGCCGCUCUGCAGGGCGGUGCAAGCUCUGUGCUGCUGGGGACGGUCCCCAGGGGAGCCGGCAGUGCCCCCCAGCCCCGAGCCCGGGGGCUGUGGCUGCUGAGGGACCUCGGCAGGCAGAGCAUGAAGCCGGGGGAGCCUGUAGCCCUGGCGGUGGGGCCGGGGGGCUGCGGGGGUGCUGCGGGAUCACGCAGCCCCCCGGCUAUGGCAGGGUGCUGGAGGAGCUCUCCCGCGGGCCGCAGCCCCUGCGCCCUGCGGGGACGUGGAGCCAGGUCCCCAAGAGCCCCGCAGGAGCGGCCCCGCAGCUCCCGGCCCCGGGGGAGGCAGAGCGGCCGGGGCUGGGGGGCCAGACCCCGCGGGCCAAGCCCCGGCGCUGCCUCAAGAAGCCCGAGCGUGUGCCCUCCAUCUACAAGCUGAAGCUGCGGCCCAAGGUGCGCCCCCGGCGGGACCACCGGCCGGGCAAGCGGCCCUCCCGCAUCCCCACCCCGCUGGGGCAUCGCCCCGCUGCCCCCCGGGGCCAGCACCGACCCCCGGCGCCCGCCCGAGCCCCCCCGGCCCCGCCGCCCCUGCCUGACAGCGGCACCUGGCUGACCGAGGAUGAUGAGGAGUCGUGGGUGUGAGCCCAGCCCGAGAGCCUGCGGGGACGGACGGACAGGCGGACAGACCCCUCCCUCCACAGGCGGGAGCGGGGCUGGAGCUGCAGCGCCCCAGGUGUCCCCGGGCAGCCCGGGGGGCUCAGCUGCACCUCCUCCUUCCCAAUGGAUUUUUCUGUACUGUAAUCCUGCCAAGCAGGCGCUCUUGCCCUGGUUUGGGUGGAAAAACGCAGCCCCGAACUGGGAGAGUGGGGUGUUUUCUGCAGGAGGAAGGGUUUAGCCCCCCUGAAGAGGGGACAGCCCAUCCUUGACAUCCAUAAAAACAUCUCAUACCAAAAUGUUCCCCAUCUGCACCACGGGACCAGCGAGCUCGUGUUGACAGCUCCAAGAGCUUCCAUGAGUCACACGAGGGGACCUUUGCUGAGCCCUGUGGUGGCCGUGGUCCCCUCUGGGGUGCUGGCUGUCCCCGAGGGUCACUGCUGCACCCCGAGCCCCAGCAAUGCUGUUUGUGCAAUAGAGAUGUGCCACAGCUCCUCUAUUUCCACAUCUUCUCUGUGUGGGUGAGGAGGGAGAGAGGAAAAUCCUGAUGUGGGCACAGCAAACGUCCCUCUGAGAACCCCACAAUGCCCAGGAGAGUCUCCUUUUCCAGCACAGGAUGAAGUCAGCCCCACUUCCCUGCAGAGGAGCUGCAAAUGUGAGCGCUGGGAGUCGGGGAAUGCAGAACCUGCCAGCAAAAACACUCCUGAGGCUGGUACAGAACAAGGGGGACAGACCUGAUUUUUAAUUCAAUUUCAAAGAAGGAGGUGCAGGGCAUCACAGGCUGUGCAGACACCUCGGGAAUCUCCAACAAGGAGUCCAGGGGGGGAAGGGAAGCCAAGUCCAGGCAACUGGGAUGCUCGGUGGGGCAGGAGGAGGAGGAGGGGGAGAGGGCAGCAUCCUUGGUGGGGCCGAACCAAACCCAGGCACCACCUCCAUGAGCACGGGGACAGAGCCCUGGCACUGCCCUGGGCACAGCAGCGGGGACACCCCCGGCUGUGCCAGCCCAGGCUGCUCUCAGCAGGACCAGGGGGUGCUGGGUGAGUGGUAAAUCUGUGGUAAGGUGUGAGUAGGGCCGUGGGGUGCUCGUGGCUGCUGCCGUGUGCUCCAGCCCCUGCUCCUGGACACCUCGGAUCCUCCUGCCUGGGUUCCCUGCCUGCACCCAGGGUGCCACCACCACCAUCUACCCCUUCCUGGGCUCUUGGGAAAGUAGCUCUUUGUAGCCCUGGUUUGGUUUUCCCGGGAGCUGGGAAAUGCUGUCGAAGCAGUGAGAGUUGUUAUUAUUACUAAUAUAACUUCCUCUGUCUAUAAAGUACAAUAGAAUAUAACAAUUAUAUUUAUAACCUUUUUUUUCUUUUUUUUUCUUCAAAAUACUAAAUAGAUGCUAUAAAAACCUGUAACUAAUUGUGCUAUAAACUGCAGGCUACAGGGUUAUAACAAACAAUGUAUUGGCUUAGUCUUUGAUAUGUGUACGUCGGAGCACUUCAUAAAUGCUUUUUUAUUAGCAUUUACCAAGGAAUUUCCUUCUCAGACAAUUUGGAGGGAUAAAGCUCUAGCCAGAGAUCGAUAAGUGGACUUACAUGUGUUAAUAAAUCCUGACAGGAUGAGCUUGGACAGGGGAGCCAGGUUUGCCAUGAAGGCAGGGGAAGGUGACAAGUGCCACUGCCCUUCCUGGCUGAGAUGGACCCGUGUCCCCCCAUUGCCUUUCCUCAUUUUUUCCCUUUUUAAUUUUUUUUUUAAUUUUUUUUUUUUUAAUUUUGGAGCAAGGAGCUUGAUUCCCCAGGCAGGGAGGGGGGAGCAGGAUGCACCCCCAGCCCUGGCCCAGGGGUGGGAUGGUCAGAGGCACUGGAGCUCAGCUGGAGCUGCCUUUGAUGGGAAGCAAUUCCAGGAGCACAGUGGAGCUGCUGGGCCGUGGGCGCCUGGCUGUGCUGGCAGGGGGGGCUGGGUGUCCUCUUUGCUGCCCAGAGCAGAGCUGAACCCCUCCAGCUCCCUGUGACAGCAGCAAUCACGGAGAUGGUUUUGCUGGAGGAUGGAUCAGACACAGAUCCUGCCUCACGAGGUGAGGAUGGUGUUUCCCUGUGUCUCACAGGGACCAGCCAUGGAGAAUCCACACUCCUCUCAGCCUCUUCACCACCCCAUCAUCAUUUCCUAACAGGGGCUGCCCUUUGCCAACCCCCCCUGCAGGGCAGGAUGCAGGCGAGCUGCAGCUCUGCUGCAAGCACAAACCAGAAGAUUAAAAAAUAAUAAUAAUU